Messenger RNA from Aureobasidium uvarum, 4695 nucleotides. NCBI's taxonomy places the organism in Eukaryota, Fungi, Ascomycota, Dothideomycetes, Dothideales, Saccotheciaceae. The record is from the annotation of a GenBank genome assembly.
AUGAGCUCCCCGCCCGGCCAUGCCCAUCUGCAUGGCCACGACCAAGAUGGCACCUUCCCCUUUCCACAACACCAAGAUGCCGAAGACUCGUUCCUGACAGCCCAUGAGACCGUCAGCCAUCCCGGCAGCCCCGUACCUUUCCCGGACCAGCCCGUCCAGUCCCUCGAGGACGAACUGAGUGCACAAGACAUCGCCGACGUCGACGACGUAGCCGACCUUGGUCCACAAACCCCCGAUCUCGCCAGUCCCUCCGAGUCUGCUUCUAUCCCAGAUGACACUCCUUCCGUCCAAGGUUCGGUAGCAUCCUCGCUACCCGUCCGCCGGCCCCGUCUAAACCCGCGUGCCUCGACCAACUCUCCGCGCACCCCUUCUGGUGCCCUUCAGCCUUUCGAGCGACGCUUUAGCUCUAGGUUCACCUCGCCCUCGCCUUCGUCACGCGCCGCCUCACCCGCCUUCCUGACUCCACACUCUCGCCAAUCCUCCCUCUCUUCGCAGAUUGUCCUGUCGCAAGGUGGCAGUGAUAUUGCAGAUGCUCCAGACGCCCCUUGGGAGGUUGUACGAUGGACAAGAUUACGGAAGAUCACAUCUCAGGCUUUCUCGGAAGCUGGCAGACGCAACUUUGGUACCCUGGUUUGUCUGGCCGUCUCCUCGUCCAUCUCUGUCGGCACGUCCAAAGGCCUGAUCCUGGUCUUUGACUACCAUCAGACUCUCAAGGGAAUCAUUGGCCAAGGCACAAAAGCUAUCGAGUGUGGUGCCAUCACUGCUCUUGCCAUCUCUGCCGACUACUCCGCCAUCGCUGCUGGUCAUGCCACAGGCCACAUCUUUACCUGGGAACUCGCCCGUCCUGCUAAGCCCUUCUUGCAUAUUCCUCCCACACCAAGAGAUGACCAAUCGCAUUCUCCAGAUGGUCAUGUACCUGGUCGAUCAGUCUUACAUAUUGGCUUUCUCGGCACACGCCGUACCGCUCUUGUCUCUGCAGAUGAUGGUGGCAUGGCCUUCUCUCACCUCGCAUCUCGCGGUAUGGGGGCCAUCUCUCGCUCUGUCAAGACUACUCGCUUGCUGGGACGCUAUCCGGCCCCUAACCUGCAAGAAGAGAUCCGGAUCAAACCUAGUUCUGUCCUUGCUUUCGCACCACUUCCUCUGGGAAACGUAGAGCAGGCUACUGAUGCUAUGGGGCUCACAGCUCUGCUCACUCCGUAUUUGCUUGUUAUCGUGUCCACCACACCGGUCGCACAAACACAGCACAAGGCCUCGAGACCAAAGUCGAUAUCACGCCACAGUGCCAUGAGUGGCUGUCUCGCUUGGUUCCCAGCAGUCAAGUUAAAAAGUAGCAACAGUACCAGCGAACGUGACACUUCCGAGACCAAACUCGUCUACUGUUGGUCAAACGUUCUGACAGUACUCGAUGUCGACGUCCAAGUUUCACAAGAUCCAGCGGACAAGGAGAAGCCUCCAAACUUGUUCUUCCAUCAGCGGAGUAGCUGGGAGUGCGAAGAAGCCAUUGUCGCAGUGCAGUGGCUGAGUCGUUCCGUCAUUGGCGUACUCACCAUCAGCCAGCAGUUGAUCAUCAUAGAAGACGGCGAGUUACAUGUCAUGGACUCUGUGGAUCUUUUGCACAGACAGAUACAUCAUCGCGAUAUCUUUUCGAAGCAACUGCAUCCUGUCGUUGAACAGGCUGACAAUGAGCACUCGGAAAUGCACGGAGUCAUUGCAGAUGCUUUCUACCAGAGUUUCCGAGUUUACAAGAAUCGACUCUUUCUUCUUGGAGCAAGCGAUCUUUCUGUUGGCACACUCUCAAAUUGGGCAGAUAGAUUGACUGCAUUGAUCGAACAUGGUGACUAUAUUGCGGCUAUACAGCUUGCCAGAGCAUACUAUACUGGACAAGCUGGUGGUGUCACAGUAGGUCUGCCGGACAAUGCAGAUGCUCGACAUGAGUUGGUCAACGGGAGAUUACUCGAACUCAUGUCUGCGUCCAUUCUGUUUUCCUUCUCAGAGAACAACAACAGUGGGCGACCGCUGUCUGAUCUUGUGGCUGAGUGUUUCGAUGCUUGUGUGAGCAUGGACAACCAAAGCUUUCUAUUCGAUGACAUCUACGAGCCAUUGAGAGAUGCUGGUCAGAGAGAAGUGUUCCUCGAGAUCCUGCAAUCUUAUAUCAUGGAUGAAGAGGUCACAGCUUUGCCGCCGCCGUUAGUAAAAGACUUGGUGGAGAGUUGCACUGCGAAGAACCAAGUCGCUCAUCUAGAAGAGCUCUUGUGCCGGCUGGAUCCGCGCAUGUUUGAUCUGGACCAGAUCACAACUCUUUGCAAAACACACUACUUAUACGAUGCAUUAACCUUUGUCUGGAAUGAGGCUUUGAACGAGUAUGUCACUCCAUUGACUGACUUUUUGGCACUCUUGCGCGAUGUCAAAGAUGUUCGAGACCAGACAGAGGAGGCAGCUUUAGAGUCGGUCGUCAAAGUGUUUCCUUAUCUUGCUUUCAUCCUGACAGGAAGGAAGUACCCACAAGGAGACUUCCUCGACGACGAAAAAGCCGACACCCAAAAGGGAAACAUCUACCGAUAUUUGUUUUCCCACGAACCUACCCCAUGGCCACCAGGAUCUUCGUUCAUCUUGAGAACCAGACAGAAUCCUUCAGACGAGCCCGCCUUCCCUUACUUACGACUUUUGCUCGAGUAUGAUUCGGCAAGCUUCAUGAGCAUGAUGACAGAAGCUUUCGAAGACCCCUACCUCAAUGACUCGCAAGAAGACGACACUACGUCUGUUCAACCAAAGACUAAUGGCAACGGUCUGAAGAUAACUCGACAAUAUAUUGUCAGUGUUCUGCUUGACAUAAUGUCAUCGGGUGAUUUCAUUCCUGAACAAACAAUCUACCUCGACAUGUUCAUCGCUAGGAACUUGCCAAAAUACCCCCAGUUCAUGGUGUUGUCGAGUUCUUCUCUACACCAAGUUCUUGACCGACUUUGCAGCUUCCGCGAGGAUGGUUUGGCUGACGACUGCCAACUCAGUGCUGAGUAUCUUCUAUCUGUAUAUCAUCCUCCUAUCACGACUGCACUGAUUGAAAAACUUCGAGAUGCCCAAUUCUACCGCGUGCUCAAGACGUUGUACAGAACCGAGCACAGACCUGUCGAUCUCCUCAACACAUACUUCGAAGAUCCGCAAGGGAAGAAUGGCAUAUUUGACGAUCUAGCAUACGCUCUACAAGAGUCUCAUGGCAAGCAAACAUCCCAGCUGAAGGACGUCUUAUGUGAACACGCACAAGAGUUGGCAUCCAUAAACACUUCGAAGACUGCACAUGCCCUUGCGAGAUAUACCGACGACAUCCUCGAGCGAUUUGUUGACGCCGUCGAGGAAUCAUACACUCGAUUCCACUUCUUACGCACAUUACUCGAGCCCUCACUGCUUGACCAACGUUCUAGGAAGAUCGCAAGCGAGCCUGUCUCAGAAGCCCUUGUGUCACGCUUUUGUGAACAAUAUGUCGAGCUCAUGUGUGUUCAUGAUCCUCGACAUGUGUCUGACUAUGUUGGACUGCUAAAGUCUGGUGAUCUGGAUCUUGAUCGUGUGCUUCCUUCAUUGGAAGAAAAUGGAGUGGUCGAUGCGGCGGUCUUGCUUAUGGCUCAGGAUGGACUGGCAAGAGAUGCGAUAGAUAGACUCUGCAAGCAUCUGCGGACGUUACAGAACGCCAUCUGCAGUCUGAUUCAAGCAGCAUCAGAGGCACCGGACGUACAAAGCACAGAAGAAGCGACUGACGAUCUACUAGAAGCCAUCGAGAAGUACACACGUCUAGGUAUCUGGCUCUGCAACGGACAAAGCGCAGCAAUGCAUCAACCACGCCAACCACGCCAACGCACAAACAUCGCCUGGGAUAUCAAGGAGACCGACCUAGAACUAGACGAACUGCUCUGGCUUAACCUUAUCGAUGCCAUCGUCUUGGUCUCCAAAUCCGUGUUCGCAGAAACCAAUGACCUUGUUGACGACAGCUCUUUCGAUAUCGACAGAACGAACAACGCUCUCCGCGGCACCGUCCAGCAAACCUUCACAGCCCUCCUCAGCGCCACCUCAACCACAUUCAGGAAACCAGAAGAUGACGAAGACCGUCAGACUACUCGUCGCAGCCAGCACAACCAAUCCUUCCUCUACAUCUUCCGCGCCUUCCUCUCUCGCGUCUCUUCCUCUUACGCGCCUACCCUCUCCGAUCUUCGCGCAGUCCUCCUCGACGUCUUUGCAGCCUAUGCCCACGAGUCCUCAGUCUUGAACUUGGCUUCCUCAAUGCUUGACGUCGACGUCUUUGCCGACAUGGACAGCAUUCAUAGCCUACGAAACCGGGGCUGGCGCCCUCGCACCCAGAUCUGCGAACUUUGCAAGAAGCGCGCUUGGGGCACUGGAGUCGGUGUUGUAGAACAUGACCACGAGGCCAUCUGGGAAGAGUUUGAACGUCUCGAAGAGCAAAGGUUGGAGAACAAGGCACAGAAGGCCAAACCACUGGAUAACGGGAAGGGCAAAUCUGUGCAAGUGGGAGGUGGUGUGGCAGAGAGGACUAAAGAUAGAGAAGAAGUGGUCAAGAAACAGACGCUAGUGGUCUUUGCUUGCAGGCAUACUAUGCAUCGGGUUUGUCUUGAGGUCGAGAUGGCUGGAGUUGUCAGUGCGGGUGAGGAGGAAAGUAGUGGGUAUUUCUGUCCCGUGUGUCAUGAAGAGUAG